AUGUCGGAAGUACUGUUGGCCAGACGUCCAUACGAACCUCUAGCCCUCGACGGUCCUGGAGAUACCUUCUCGACGCUCGACCUCCACUACGGAGGCUCAUCCUCUCACCACCAGGAACAACGACAACCGACAGAGGAGUGCGCUAUCUGCUUCGAUGAUCAUCAGCAUGAAGAGAUGGUCGCCCUAACCGAGUGCAACCAUACGUUCUGUCGGCCUUGCAUGGUCUCCCAUGUGCAAGCCAAGAUGAGCGAGACGAUAUACCCCAUUUUCUGUCCCCUGUGCGCCACGGAUAGGAGCAUUCCAUUAGACGAUAAAACCAAAAUCGACCAACGCAUCCUUGAAGAACUACACGACCUAUUCCCCGCCAAAGACUUCGAGAAGUUCGAAGAACUGCAGUUGACAAUGAUAUCCAUGACCGUCCAAUGUCCAGCGCUGUCGAACACCAAUUCAGAAGGGGGAGGGCUGUGCGCAUAUGACUUGUCGAGUACCUGGAUGCAGAACCCAUUUCUGCUUUAG
Coprinopsis cinerea okayama7#130 is the source of this 516-nucleotide messenger RNA. RefSeq lists its product as hypothetical. Lineage: Eukaryota; Fungi; Basidiomycota; Agaricomycetes; Agaricales; Psathyrellaceae. The record is from RefSeq and is a predicted model, not a curated record. The coding region runs from base 1 to 516 and encodes 171 amino acids. The transcript is spliced from 5 exons.